Pogoniulus pusillus (Red-fronted tinkerbird) is the source of this 6094-nucleotide messenger RNA. RefSeq names its product nuclear receptor coactivator 5 (gene NCOA5). The record is from RefSeq and is a predicted model, not a curated record. The transcript has 7 exons. Gene Ontology annotation, cellular component: nucleoplasm. Lineage: Eukaryota; Metazoa; Chordata; Aves; Piciformes; Lybiidae. Gene Ontology annotation, biological process: regulation of signal transduction. The coding region runs from base 2895 to 4703 and encodes 602 amino acids. Gene Ontology annotation, molecular function: RNA binding.
AAGGUCCAGCCCGACACGAAGGUUGAGGGAGACUUGUGAGGAAGAAGACUCUUGGUGCUUGCUCCUGCCUCGGGCGCUGCAGCAGCUGAGGCGUAGCUAGAGAGCACUGCGCGGGGGCUGCAGCCUAUCCAGUGCAGUGCUGCAGAGCACCUGUGGAUCUCACUUGUUAUGUCACAAGCUUCCAGUGCUGAAACAAGACUGGGAAAGGGCACAACGUUGAGCCAUCUUUCUGCUACACCAUCCCAUCUGCACAUGUGCUGCUUGGUUGGGUCCUAGGGCCAGUGCCCUUUGUGCAGUCACUGAUGUGUGCUGCCAGCUUCCUCUCCCAGCCCCUCAGCAGGCACAGCAGGAACAGCUCCUGUGCGUCGCAUGGCACACAGAGGACAUGGAAGUGGAGUAGACACAGACGGUUGCAGGAAGGCAACUUGUUUCCUUUGUGUUAUUGCUGGGGAGCAUGUGAGGACCUGCUGUGGUUAGCUAGAUCUCAGAUGUGCAUCUUCUGUGCCUGUCCUCUAAAGCUUUCCCCUCAAAGGAGUAUCUCCUUGGACCUAAAGUAAUGAAGCUCUCCUGUGUCUGGAGUGCUAUACUGACUUCACCCCUUAAAUUACCACAAAUGGGGAAAAACUGCAACUAGCAAGAGAUUUGCCACAAAAAUCCACACAAGAGUAGCUGCAGGCUUUUGUGUGCACUUAUCCUACACAGAACCAAAUGCUCUCACAGAGACCUUCUGCAGGGGUCCUGUUGCACGCAGUACAAGUCUUGGGCCUGGGCAGGGUAAGGUGUACUUGGUGCUGGCUUCAAGACCCCAGCAAUCUUGCACAUGUAGAGCAGCAGGCACUGGUGGCAUGGCUGUGGCCUCUGGCACCACAGGUGCUAGGCAACAUUGUGGAUAAGAGGCUGGCACUCAUGUCAUGAGUGCUGGAUCUUGGACCAUGCUGUGGAGGGAUAAGCACCAGGCACUGAUGCUACAGGCAUUGGGACCUGUGUCAUCCUGUAGGUGCCCCUGUCAUGGGCCAGAGGAGCACUGGAGGGUCUGUGGAUUGGACUGCCACUUCUGCAACAGACACUGGGUUCCAGCUGGUACUACAGACUGGACAUAGGUGGCAAUAUGGAUGUGGGUAUUGAGCCAUGAUGGGCUCUGGGUCAUGCCUCGGGUACCCAAGGCCAGAUGCUGGCCCCAUGCUGAGCUGCAGGCAGCAAUGCUGGCCUUGCAGGGUGUAGUCCCAGCAGCCAUAGGCAGUAGUACUGAUGCUGCAGUAGCAGCAGGAGUAUGGAAGCAGGAGCAGCUGUGCCUUUGUGCUGCCACCUCUGUGAGACCCAGCACCUCUGUGCUGCCCUUGCAGUUGUGCCUGCUUCACCCCAGAUCGUUCUGUCCCUGCAGCCACCAAACGGGGCCAGUUCUGUUCACCUCUCCAGCUGGUAUGAGUGUCAUGUCCCAAACAGCUGGGCUGUAUCCAGCUGUUUGCUGUGGCUCUGCAGCUGCAGGAAGAUCAAUUCCUUGGUGUCCAUUAGAGGAAAUCAGACUUUUUCCCCAGGCUUCUGCGCUCGCUUGCUGCAGGCUGGGGCAGGGGGCAGUGAUGUCCCUCUGGGGGUGGUUUCCAUGCAGACCUCAAAGCAUAUUUGUGUGUCCGGGAGGCCCAGAGAGUUCACACUUGUGUGCAUGGCUUCUUUUCCAGGAGGAGGCUGGAUCUGCUCCUGCUGGCAGCCCUUAGCUUGUGCCAAGGUGUGUUUGGUGUCUGAUAUGAGAGCAGAGCAUGCCAGGACUCUUGUGGAGUCUGACUGCAGCAUCCACAAGUGGGUUCUGCACAUCUGCCUGCUCUGCCAACACUGAGCUGGGUGCUCUGCUCCUGGAGCUUGCUCCGGGCAGCUGCUGCCUGAGCAUACUGUAGUAGCAGCAGACUUGUGUUCUGCUUGUCCUUCACAGCUGAGACUGGCCCAUCAGAGGCCUUCCAGAGUCUGACAAGUUGUGGAAAUGAAAAGAUUCCAAAAGCCAGGUUUUUCUGAUGGGAAGGAACUCUCCCAACACCUGGAGCUCAGGAAUUUCUUUGCAAGAUUCUUUUAUGUUUAGCUCAGACUCCAGCGGAGUUGUGUUUCCCUAUGGAAAAAGGAGAAAUGGCCCGGAGAAAAGCUCACUCUUUGGGGAAGAGAUGAAGACUGGAAUGUUGUUCUUUCUUGCUACUGAAGACAGCGCAGUACAAGGCUAGAAUGAGCUGGGUCCCUCAGGAUGAUGGAGAAGCCUGUUACUAUGGAGGAUGUGGUUCUGGCUGGGCUUGGUACCAUUAACAUCUUAAGCAUCAAACUGGAUUUCUAUGGAAACUGUCCCUUCACAUCCAGGACACAGCAAUGUCUGUCACUGCAUCCUGCCUGCAGCACAAAGCCAGCCUCAAUGUGGAGCUUACAGUGUCCUUCACCACAAGGAGCUCCUUUUUAAUCCUACUCCAGUAAUAAGUGAUGUCAGGUGUCCUGCUGUCACCGACCAGUGAACUUGCUGGAUCCCUCCCUUGAAUGCUUCUUGCUGUUGCAUGUCUGUGGGUACUGGGCUCCAGCACCCUGAAUUCCCUCUUAAGAACUUACAGAAAGCAGGUUUGAUGGAUGAGCUGUGGGUGACCUUGGGAGCUGGAGGCCUUGAAAUGGUGGCUUCUGCGCUGCCUGUUCCCUUCCACAGGCACUUGACACUCUCAGUGAUGCUCCAUCAAGGAGCUGUCUGGGUCUUGUCUGACACUGACAAAUGGUAGUAUUAAGAAGCUUCUCCAGGUGGCAUCAGCAGCCAUGGUUUGUUGGGCAGUUCUUGCUGUUGUGGGCUAGGAGGGAGGAUUCAGCUGCCGAGAGAAGGGUCACUGUGGCACCUCAGGUAAGAGCUGAUGAGGUGACCUAGGCUGUGUCAUAGUGGCCUAAUGGGGUUCCCUGGCGUUCUCCUCAGGGAGCCAUAUGCCUUCGGGGACGGCCGCGAUGCCAGGCGUGAGCGCUCCCCUCUGCGGGGCAGCCCGCGCAGGGACGGCCGCAACGGGCGGGACGCCAGAGACGCUCGAGACAUGCGCGCCAGAGACAUGCGCGAGCACAGGGACCCACGGGACCUGCGAGACCCCCGCGACAUAAGGGAUCCACGGGACCUGCGGGACCCCCGCGACAUGAGAGACCUGCGGGACCCUCGGGAGCCCUUCUACGAUCGAUACAGGGACCCCCGGGACAUGAGGGACCCACGGGACAUGAGGAACCCACGAGAUGCGAGGGACCCGCGGGACAUGAGGGAUCCGUGGGAUAUGAGAGACCCUCGGGACCCUAUGUACAGGCGAGAGGAAUCUUACGACCGCUACCUUCCCAUGGAGGACUACUAUAGGCACAAGGAUGAGUCCUGCUACGAGCGCUACAAGGAGCCCUUUGACAGGGCACCAGGGGGUUCCGAAGACCGUUUGAAGCGGGAGGAGCGGCGCCGGGAGGAGCUCUACCGGCAGUACUACGAAGAAAUCAAGAGGCGCUUCGAUGCAGAGAGGCCUGUGGACUGUUCUGUGAUAGUGGUCAACAAACAGACAAAGGACUAUGCGGAGUCAGUGGGGCGCAAGGUGCGGGACCUGGGCAUGGUGGUGGAUCUCAUCUUCCUCAACACAGAGAUGUCCCUGACACAAGCCCUGGACGAUGUGAGCAGAGGAGGAUCUCCUUUUGCCAUUGUCAUCACCCAGCAGCAUCAAGUUCACCGCUCUUGCACUGUUAACAUCAUGUUUGGCACCCCCCAAGAGCACCGCAACAUGCCCCAGGCUGAUGCCAUGGUGCUGGUGGCGAGGAACUAUGAGCGCUACAAGACAGAGUCUCGGGAGAAGGAGCGGGAGGAAAUCGCCCGGCAGGCUGCCAAGAUGGCAGACGAGGCUGUGCUGCAGGAGCGGGACCGCCCGCCCCCCUUGGAGGAAGGGGUCAGAGGAGGGCACCCCCCGGGCAUCCAGACGCUGCUGAACCUGCUGGCAGACAACCGCUACCUCACCGCUGAGGAGACCGACAAAGUCAUCAACUACCUGCGGGAGCGCAAGGAGCGGCUGCUGAGGGGCAGCUCGGAGCCUCUGCAGGCACCCAUGUCAAGGCAGUCUUUGGGGGCGCCUUCAGGAUCAUCUCUGGGUGCUCAGCCCAGCCUUCCAAGCUCUCAGGCUCAUCAGGGUUCACAGCCUCUGGUUUCUGCUCCUUCUGUGCCAGUGUCCUCUUCUACUCCCCAGCAGGAGCUCCAAGCGAAGAUCCUCAGCCUCUUCAAUAGUGGAGCGGCAGCAGCUGCGGUAGCCAACAGCAGCCCCGCGGCCUCCACAGGCACGGCAGGCACCACUCCCAACCAGAACUUUGCUGGCGUGGCUGGUGCCCAGCCCCGGCCACAGAUGGGUGCUGGAAAUUUAAACCAGGCUCAGCAGCGGUUGCAGACUCCCAGCACGCAGCUCCCUGCUCUCCCAGGCCCUUCAAGAAAUGCAGGUCCAAGGCCUGGAGCUCCUCCACAGCCUCAGCCGCUCUAUGGUCAGCACCAGAAUCGCCUGCCAGCGCCUGGCAGCAUACCCACUCAGAGGCCAGUGUCUUCUGGUAUCAACUUCGACAACCCCAGUGUACAGAAAGCCUUGGACACCCUCAUCCAGAGUGGUCCUGCGCUCUCCCAUCUUGUGAGCCAGACCGUAGCCCAGGGACGGGCAGGGUCUUCAGCCCAGCAACCCAUAGGCUCCUUCCAGCGGCACUACUAAAGCUGAGCAGCCAGGCCCUUUCCCCUCCCCUUGGCCAUUCCACACUUAGAGCUGUUUGAAAAGUCUCCUGGCCCUGACACGGGGCAGAUACUCCUAGAUUUGCAUGUCCUCUCCUCUUUGGUGAGGGUGCCCCCAGUGCUGCUGAGUGCUGCCAGUGCUGCCCUGCCUCUGUGUGGGCUGCUCAGUGGCACUCAGAGCAGCACUCCAGUCUCGGCAGCAUGUUGUGCUGCAAGCUGCUUUGCCUCGUGGGCUGUUUGUGCGGCGCCAGCAGCUGCUGCAGUGACAGUCCCCCUGCAUUUCCUCACCCCCAGCAGCUGCAUGACCCUCGGGUCACGGUGCAGUCUGGUCGUGCUGCCCUGGGCAAGGUGUCAGGUUCUGAGGAAGUCAGGGCUGCACAGCAGUACACCGAGGGGCUCCAUGGAGACCCAUCCCUGGAAUGGGCACUGUGUUCCUUUGUACUGAUGCCUUUUUGCAAGGGCAUGUGGGAGGUGCAGGGUGGUGCUGGCAGCCGAGCUCACGAAGCAGCUGCCUGACCACUUCUUGGUAACCCAGGACCAUGCCUCAGAUCCUUCUGUAGCUGUCAGGUCCCGGCAGGGUAAGGCAGAGAACCUCUCCCCACCUCCUCCAGCUGAUGGAAACCAGCAGCACUGGUCCAGGCACUGUGGCAGAGCUGCCAGCCAGGCCCAGAUUUCAGGCAGUCUCUCAGUUUCCCUACCCCAGGGCAGUGUUCAUAUACCUUGGUUCAGGUUAGCCCAUUUGUUCGUUUCCUUUCUCACCACCUCGCUGUGGAACGGUUGGUUACUGGGGCCCAGCAGCUCCUGAGCUGUCACCCUCCCUUGGAGCACCAGCAGCCAGGUGCCCAGGGUGAGCGCCUGCCCCUCACCUCGCUGUCAGUUGGGGUUGUCCCUCCGAGGUGCAGGGGCAGUGCCAAGAUGCAGUAGCACCAUUUUGUAUGUUUUGUUUUAUUCAACACUUUGGUAGCCACAGCAGGCAGCUGAGUGGGAAAUCAGGCAGUGAUUCCUCACUGGUUUUAGCCAGAAACUCUUUGAUACCAGCACUCGGAGCAGCACUGAGCUCUGCUCCCUGGCACAGCAGCACCAGAGUCCGUGGGCUCCCCGCAGCACCGACGGGCAGCAGGAGAGCAGCGUGCUCGGAGCAGAGAUCUUCCCUGUCCCCGGUGGUUUGUGUUGUAGCAUUUUCUCUGUGUGCUGUUUAACAGGAGGACAAUACUUUCUAAUAAAAAGGCAGGAAAAAAGCUUCUCUUGCAUUUUUGACCCAUGACAGCUCGGGCAGGCUGGCAUUCACCGUUGCAUCACGGGCCCCAGGUGCUGGGGCAGAGGCUGCCCGGUGCAGGGACCUUGCUGUGACCUGUUGUGAGCAUUUCACAGCCU